This is a messenger RNA of Musa acuminata subsp. malaccensis (wild Malaysian banana), 808 nucleotides long. Lineage: Eukaryota; Viridiplantae; Streptophyta; Magnoliopsida; Zingiberales; Musaceae. The record is from RefSeq and is a predicted model, not a curated record.
UGAAAACAUCUCGGGGCAGUCGACCUCCCAUCAAUUCCUCGCCACCACUGCCGCCGCCUUCUCCUCCUGCACUCGGUUUCGCCGUAUUGCGGCGAUCCAUGGCCUCCACGUCUUGGUCCCUUUCCGCCGCCUCUUUGGCCCAUCGUCCCUCGCCGUGGCCGUCACGAGCGCCGCAGAAGAUGGCGGCAGCGGUUGGUAGCCUCGGCCGAUGCGGCUGUCUCCUUUUGCCUCCGUCUUCGAUUCUCCGGAGGAGCCGCCGAAGAGGGAACUGUGCCGUUUGCAUGGCUCCCGAGGAAGAGAAGAUGACCCGCCGCUCCCCUCUCGAUUUUCCCAUCGAAUGGGAAAGGCCAAAACCUGGCAGAAGACCUGAUAUCUUCCCACAAUUUAGCCCAAUGAAAACUCCACUGCCAACUCCGCUGCCAGAAGACCCUCCUGAAGAGGACGAAGAAGAGGAGGAAGAAAAGAAUGAGGAGGAAGAAGAAGAUCCAGAUCAACAACCAGAUGAGAAUUCCAGGAUGCAACAUGGAGGAUGGUUUUGAGCAAUAACAUCUUGCAAAGAGAAGUUUUUGAUUUGUUGAUCCAGCUAGGAACACUGUAGCUACAGCCUGUAUGAAGUUUCAUGUGACACUUUCCAGUUAUCCACAAACGAUGGCUAUAAGAGUGCAAACAUUUCUUAGUUUUUUUGUGUCUGUUAUUAUAAUAUAUGUUGCGACUCUCUAGUUAUUUUGCUCUGAUAAUGCCGAAAUUUGGCUUAGGUUUAGCGAAGAUUGAAUUUAUUUUUGUCAUAAACAUUGCCUUCAUUUAGGCA